Euleptes europaea (tarantolino) is the source of this 1066-nucleotide messenger RNA. RefSeq names its product cellular communication network factor 6 (gene CCN6). The coding region runs from base 2 to 1066 and encodes 354 amino acids. Gene Ontology annotation, biological process: signal transduction; cell adhesion. Gene Ontology annotation, molecular function: integrin binding; heparin binding. Lineage: Eukaryota; Metazoa; Chordata; Lepidosauria; Squamata; Sphaerodactylidae. The record is from RefSeq and is a predicted model, not a curated record. The transcript has 5 exons. Gene Ontology annotation, cellular component: extracellular matrix; extracellular region.
UAUGCAGCGCUUCCUCAUCCCCGCCAUCCUUAUCCUUUUUUAUACUCAACAGCUUUCUUGCAGGUCGCCUGGCACCAGGCAGCAACAAGGAAAGACUGGAGACAAAUCUGCAAGAAUCAGCGAGGUUCAUCGGCGCAAAGAGAUAUGCCAGUGGCCCUGCAGAUGCCCACGUGUACCAACCUGCAUCCCUGGGGUGAGCCUGGUGAAGGAUGGCUGCGGAUGCUGCAAGAUGUGUGCCAAACAGUCAGGAGAAACCUGUAAUGAAGCAGAGGUCUGUGACCCUCACAAGGGGCUUUACUGCGACUACUCUGCAGAUAAGCCUAGGUAUGAAACAGGAGUGUGUGCAUAUAUGAUCGCAGUGGGCUGUGAGCUCAGUGGUAUGCACUAUAUCAAUGGCCAAACCUUCCAGCCCACCCCCCUAUAUAAGUGUUUGUGUGUCAGUGGUGUAAUUGGAUGUACGCCUGUAUUCAUCCCAAAGUCAGCACCCAAAGAAUGUGCCGUGCUCAAGGGUGGAAGGAAAUCUGGACACUCCAAAUGUGUGCCAGGACAACAGAAGGAGCAACAAUCAACAGGUUACAGAUUAAUGCCAGCUUUCAGAAGCGCACCACUUGUUUCGAAGAAGAAAUGCCUAGUACAGGCAACUCCAUGGACACCUUGUUCUCAAACCUGUGGUAUUGGUAUAUCUGAUAGAGUGACUAAUGAAAACAGCAAAUGUGAAAUGAGGAAGGAAAAGAGACUUUGCUAUAUUCAACCAUGCCAAACAACAUUUCCAAACAUACUAAAGAUUCCUAGAGGAAAAACAUGCCAGCCUACAUUUCAACUUCCCAGAGCAGAGAAAUUAGCUUUUGCUGGAUGCACAAGUAAACAAAGAUACAAACCUACCUUUUGUGGAAUGUGCCUGGACAACAGAUGUUGCAUACCCAGCAGGUCUACCAUGAUUACUGUGCAGUUUGACUGCUCUAAGGAAGGUUCCUUCAAGUGGAAGAUGAUGUGGAUCACAUCCUGCAUUUGUCAGAAAACAUGCAAAGACCCAAGAGAUGUAUUUUCUGAUCUCAAGCUUUUAUAA